GUAGCCGAGAACAAGGCAGGCCAUCCGCAGAAGCAUAGCUGUGCCUACAUCUUGGAAACCAAGAUGGCGUCUACAAUAUACGUCAUCAUCGCGGUCCUGAUGUCUGAGGCGGUCGUGCGUUCCCAAACGCUACGGGCGUGCGGGAGGUGGCUGGUGUGCGACUGCGACCCUACCGUCAACGCCGUUCACUGCAACAUGUUCAACCUCAGCGCAAUGCCCACCGGGAUACCGGCAUCCACCAUCAUCCUGGACCUCUCGAACAACAUGAUACCCACCACGGCCAACCAGUUUUCCAACUUCUACCGCUUGCGUUAUUUGGAUUUCAGCAGUAACGGUUUACAGACAAUCUCGGGUGGAACAUUCAACAACCUGAAUCAGCUAGAGCUACUGGAUCUUUCCGACAACCAGUUCACGGCAAUCCCGUGUGGGAUGUUGACCCUCCUGCCUAGACUUCGCAUUUUCAAAUUCGGAGGAAAUCCGAUCUCGUCGUUUCCCAGCGAUUGUUUCAUGGGUUUGAUGGCUAUUGAGCAGCUGGAUCUCUCCCGGAUGAAGUUAGCUCGUGUUAGCGAAGACGCGUUCUCGUGGGUGCCGACGCUGAAGCAGCUGGACAUAUCCAGAAACCAGCUGCAAACCCUCAGCGCUGGUUUCUGCCGAAACGGAGGAAACCUCGUCCAAACGAUGCAGCUGUACGGCAACCCGUGGUUGUGUGACUGCAACCUGCUACAGCUGCAAUGGUGUGCUAACAUCACUCGCAGCAUACGGUGUGCGGUACCGAGGAUGCUGAGAGGGCUUGCCGCUGACAUACUGCUACAGUUCGCCCCUGAUAGACUCGUGUGUCCGGUUUCACCGAUGUCCAUCAACCUUUCGUCAUCCGACGUGACCGCAUACGCCGGCGACAGCGUGACUGUCGUGUGCACUUCACCUGGAGUGAGUAGUGACAAGAUCACUUGGCUCAAGAUGACGGGUGACGUCAGAGGUACCCCAACCAGAUCCGUCCAAUCAGGACCUAUCUUGCCGUUCACGCGUGUCCGAUUGGCUGAUAGCGGGACGUACAUCUGUCUAGCUGCACAGAGUGGCGGAGGUAAACAGUUUGACUGGACUCUGCUCAUCAUUGCCGUCUCAGCGGCGGCGUUUACCGUCGUGGUGGUCGGCGUCGUCUCUGCGGUCGUGUACUGCAUCUGGAAAAGGUCGCGCUGGAAAAGGAGGCUGAAGACAUACGAGGGUCCUUCCCCCAUGUCAGAGCUGGCGGCGUUUGAUCACCUGUUUACCGGACACGACAGCGGCAGUCAGAACUCGACGCCAUCAAGUGGUUACGACUCGUCACCGCUGAAUCCUGACAGCGCGAGGAGCAGGCCGUCUUAUCCCGCCGUACGGCAGCAAACGCCGCCCGCUGUCCCGUACGUCAACCGUCACAAGCGCCGCGCGAGCACCGCAGGCGACGCUGGAGCGUCACGGAAAGCGCAGGGCGACGUCACUGACGCGCCGUCACCACGCUCUACCGACCGACCGUCCCCUGUCUCACCGAGAAGCAUCCGGGGACUUGCCUACCGUCCCAGCAGUGCCGGAAGCACGGGCAGCAACAGGAGAACCGGAAGCGGAAAUGCCAAGACUCUGAAGCGAACAGCACGCCGGGAUAAAGGGGUUCGGCCCGUCAGAAAAGAUGGCGGAAAUAUUCCACUGAAGACGAGGGGGUCCAGGUCCUCUCUUGGCCGCAGUGGCGGAGACGAGGAACAUUACGUGUGA
Molecule: messenger RNA, 1743 nt
Organism: Branchiostoma belcheri (Belcher's lancelet)
Lineage: Eukaryota; Metazoa; Chordata; Leptocardii; Amphioxiformes; Branchiostomatidae
Product: leucine-rich repeat-containing protein 24-like
Exons: 3
Coding region: 64-1743 (559 amino acids)
Cellular component (GO): extracellular matrix
Molecular function (GO): protein binding
Source: RefSeq, a predicted model, not a curated record